UCAUCAGCAUGCGACGAUAGCGGAAGAGACGUGGCAGAAGUCAUUCUUUCCGGAAGAAAAUGUUGCUCAAACAUGAAGCUAAAUAACUAGGCUGGAAGAAACACUUUACGCAAUAGAGAGAAGACUGACUUGUGGUGAUUCUUUUGACAGGCAGACCAUGGGUCUGUGUAAGUGUCCGAAGAGGAAGGUGACGAACUUGUUCUGCUUCGAGCAUCGUGUCAAUGUGUGUGAACAUUGCCUGGUGUCCAAUCACAGCAAGUGUAUUGUGCAAUCCUACCUGCAGUGGCUCCAGGACAGUGAUUACAAUCCUAACUGCAGUCUGUGCAAUCAGCCUCUGAAUUCCCAGGACACUGUGAGAUUAGUGUGCUAUGAUCUGUUCCACUGGUCCUGUCUGAAUGAACUGGCAUCACGCCUGCCCCUGUACACGGCGCCGGCAGGUUAUCAGUGUCCGACAUGCCAGGGGCCUGUUUUUCCUCCUGCCAACCUCGCCAGCCCUGUAGCCGACAUGCUGAGAAUUCAGCUGUCCUCAGUGAACUGGGCACGAGCAGGAUUGGGCCUUCCACUGGUCGAAGGCCAGCCUGAGGUCGAAGAAAGCACCACACACGAUGUGACUGAUUAUACAGACUGGACCUUUGAUGCUCCUUCUGCUGAAUCGUCUGUUUCUGCCCCAUCGCACUCCUAUGCCCUAGAGCCAACAGUCACUCCAGCAUGUUCCCAUCAGGACUUGGGGCACAGCCACAGUGUACACAAUAACGGAGGACUGGAGGUACAGGAGCAUUCCGUCAUCAGCAUGAUCACAGCCACUGCACCGGACACGAUGGUCAUCAGCAAAGCUUCUUCACCUAGAAAGGUGUACGACACACGAGGCUCAGGCCACACUUCGGUCACUCAGAUCGACUUCGAUGAUGAUAAGUACCGGCGGAGGCCAGCGCUCAGCUGGUUUGCACAGAUCCUAAAGAACCGCUUGGGCCCGAAGAGAAGGACAUUCACACUAAAGCAGAGAAUCUUCAUGCUCCUAAUCCUGGGAGUGCUCGGCUUCUUCACCCUCAUCAUCAUCAUGGCCAAGCUGGGCCGGGCUUCUGCUGACGAAGACCCCAACCUGAACCCCAUGCUCAACCCUAAUAUCAGAGUGGGCAACAUGUGAACAGCGUACAGCUCCUGUAGAAGAAAGCAAGCAGGAAGUGUGGUGGGACUCUCCUGAGGGCCGGGACCAACAUGUAAAUGCCUGUCAUCAUUGUGGGGAGGAGGAGGAUGAUGAUCCAGUCACUUUUCUUCCUGUUAAAGUCUCCUCCUUAAUCUGACCACUUGCAAAAGAAAAAGACUUAACAUCUGGAAGGAACUCUGAAUAUUAGACCAUAUUUAACACUUUGCAGUGUGUUCAUGUCUGUGUGAAUGCAGUACUGUAAUUGUGUGUGUGUGUACAGUACUUUCGGUAGGAAGGAGAGAGCAUUCUGAGAAAGCAGUAUGUCUAAUCUGUAUAAUUGGAUUCGAAUUGAAGCAUUUGCAUUGAAUUCCAUGGUAUUGGAUACCAAAGCUGUGCAUUGCAGCUCCAAAUGGAAAGAAAUGGAUGAGACAUUGCUGUGUGUGUGUGUACGUGUGAAAUCCUUUAAUAUGGUUCAUACCGUAUUUUUGAAGGAUGUGUGGGUUACAAUGGCACAGAGCCACGAUCUGACUAACUAACCUGGUUAAGCGUUGUCCAAUCUGUCAAGGUGUUCAAUCUAUAUUUUCCUAAAUAUACGGUUUAUUCUGUAAAGUGUUUUCGGAUUCCAAUUUUAAUCCAAAUACGAUCCACAGAAUUGGGAUGGGUUUCCGAAAAGCACCGUAGCACAAAGAUCGUUAAAUGGGAGAGCGAGCAGCACACUGAACACUGUCUCUCCGCGUUAAGAUGCUCUUAGCGUUAAGAGGCUUUUGGGAAACCCACCCCUGGUCUUUAAACUGAAGGUCAUUGGGGUUUUGCUUUUUGAAUUUUGUAUGUAUACCUGAUCACGCUUUACAUUAAGGUUCUCUGAUCUGAUAUUAGUUAACAUGUUGGUUAACAAAACAAAAAAAUGACACUGGUAUGCAGUUCAUUGAUGUUGAUUUUUUUUUUUUUUAACGAACCAAAACUACUAACAAACACCUGCAUUAAAAACCAUCAUUGAUGAGUAAAAUUAAAGCCUUUAAUUAAAAAAAAAAGUGAACCAGUAAUGAACGGUUGGAGUUGUUUACUGACAAAGUAGUUUCAAUAGUCAGUCAUAGAGAACUUUAGGAUACUGUAAUUUAUGAUGAUUUCUGUGGAUUUUUUUUUUUUUUAAGUCAUGGAUUGAAUAAAGCAGUGAAUGCAGGUGUAUGAUGGUGUAUUACGGAGGGAAUAGAACACUUUCGGGGCAUGGUGUAGUAGUUAAACUGAUAACUCAAUAUACAGUAACUCUCCAUAACCAAUAACAGUGUUUUUUAUUCCUCAGCAAUUCGAAUUCAUUUAUUACAAUGAACUGGUUCAUGAAUGACACAUGAUGCUGGUUAGAUUUAAUGUCAGACCAAUCAGAUUUGAAUCUGUGAUGACGUUAACUAAUGUAGUAAAUAAUUUUAGGUAAAGGAAUCUGAAUGUAAAGCUUUCCUGUACAUCUGAGUGAAACCUGUUCUAGUGCAGUCAAUCCUUUCUUAAGUUGGGUUUCUCUGUUCCAGGCUCUCUUUGCUUUUAAAAGGUUCUCCAGUACAUACAUGAUAGAGAUUGUACAAGAUGAAACUUUUAGUUGACACUCAAACGUGGGAGUGAGGAUGUGUUUGUACAGUAUUCAUCUGAUAGAAAAGUGAUUGAGCUAACAGGAUUUUGCUCUAUGUCAAACUCUAUUAAAUUAUGAACUUUAUAAAAA
This is a messenger RNA of Neoarius graeffei (lesser salmon catfish), 2852 nucleotides long. It is a transcript of the gene zfpl1, whose product is annotated as zinc finger protein-like 1. The transcript is spliced from 8 exons. The record is from RefSeq and is a predicted model, not a curated record. Gene Ontology annotation, cellular component: Golgi apparatus. The coding region runs from base 158 to 1144 and encodes 328 amino acids. NCBI's taxonomy places the organism in Eukaryota, Metazoa, Chordata, Actinopteri, Siluriformes, Ariidae.